This is a messenger RNA of Engraulis encrasicolus (European anchovy), 2506 nucleotides long. RefSeq names its product glutamate receptor ionotropic, kainate 1-like. The coding region runs from base 3 to 2504 and encodes 833 amino acids. The record is from RefSeq and is a predicted model, not a curated record. Gene Ontology annotation, biological process: modulation of chemical synaptic transmission; synaptic transmission, glutamatergic; monoatomic ion transport. NCBI's taxonomy places the organism in Eukaryota, Metazoa, Chordata, Actinopteri, Clupeiformes, Engraulidae. Gene Ontology annotation, cellular component: postsynaptic density membrane; kainate selective glutamate receptor complex; plasma membrane. The transcript has 15 exons. Gene Ontology annotation, molecular function: kainate selective glutamate receptor activity; transmitter-gated monoatomic ion channel activity involved in regulation of postsynaptic membrane potential.
UGAUGCCAAACACCACUCUGACCUACGACAUCCAGAGAAUAAACCUGUUUGACAGCUUUGAGGCAUCCAGAAGAGCGUGUGACCAGCUCUCUCUUGGAGUGGCGGCCGUGUUUGGACCCUCUCACAGUUCCUCAGUCAGUGCCGUGCAGUCCAUCUGCAACGCGCUGGAGGUGCCGCACAUCCAGACGCGCUGGAAGCACCCGUCCGUGGACAACAAGGACAGCUUCUACAUCAACCUCUUCCCCGACUACGCCUCCAUCAGCCGAGCCGUGCUGGAGAUCGUGCAGUUCUACAAGUGGAAGCAGGUCACGGUUGUGUACGAGGAUGCCACCGGGUUAAUACGCUUGCAAGAGCUGAUCAAAGCUCCAUCCAGAUACAGCAUAAAGAUCAAGAUCCGUCAGCUACCGCAGAGCACUAAGGACGCGCGGCCACUGCUGAAGGAGAUGAAGAAAGGGAAGGAGUUCUACGUCAUCUUCGACUGCUCCUACCAGUCAUCUGCAUACGUACUCAAACAGCUGCUGUCCAUGGGGAUGAUGACAGAGUACUACCACUUCUUCUUCACGUCUUUGGACCUCUUUGCUCUGGACCUGGAGCCGUAUCGCUACAGCGGGGUGAACAUGACGGGGUUCCGGCUGCUGAACAUAGACAGCCCCACGGUGGCCUCCGUGGUGGAGAGGUGGUCCAUGGAGAGGCUGCAAGCUCCACCCAAACCAGAGACAGGACUGCUGGAUGGCAUGAUGACGACGGAGGCGGCAUUAAUGUAUGAUGCAGUGUACAUGGUAGCGGCCGCGUCUCAGAGGGCGUCCCAGAUCACCGUCAGCUCACUGCAGUGCCACCGCCACAAGCCCUGGCGCUUCGGAUCACGCUUCAUCAACAUGUUCAAAGAGGUGCAAUGGAGCGGCUUGACAGGGCAAAUCAUAAUAAACAAGACUGACGGUUUGAGAAAAGAGUUUGACCUGGAUGUCAUCAGUCUGAAGGAGGAUGGCAUGGAAAGGAUUGGAGUUUGGAACUCCAACACUGGCCUUAAUUUGACAGACAGCAACAAAGACAAGAGCACCAACGUCACAGACUCCAUGGCCAAUCGGACGCUGAUAGUCACAACAAUUCUGGAAAAUCCUUAUGUGAUGCACAAAAAGUCUGACAAGCCGCUGUAUGGCAACGACCGAUUCGAGGGCUACUGUCUGGACCUCUUGAAGGAGUUGUCCAACAUCCUGGGCUUUUCCUAUGAGGUCAAACUCGUGUCCGACGGCAAGUACGGGGCUCAGAACGAUAAAGGGGAAUGGAACGGCAUGGUGCGUGAACUCAUCGAUCAUGUGGCUGACCUGGCCGUGGCUCCACUGACCAUCACCUACGUGCGGGAGAAGGUCAUUGACUUCUCCAAGCCCUUCAUGACCCUGGGCAUCAGCAUCCUCUACCACAAGCCCAAUGGCACCAACCCGGGGGUGUUCUCAUUCCUCAACCCCCUGUCCCCAGACAUCUGGAUGUACGUGCUGCUGGCCUGCCUGGGUGUCAGCUGCGUGCUGUUUGUCAUUGCCAGGUUUACUCCAUAUGAGUGGUACAACCCUCAUCCAUGCAACCCUGACUCUGACGUGGUGGAGAACAACUUCACUCUCAUCAACAGUGUGUGGUUUGGUGUCGGUGCUCUGAUGCAGCAAGGAUCAGAGCUGAUGCCCAAAGCACUCUCCACGAGGAUCGUGGGAGGAAUCUGGUGGUUCUUCACGCUGAUCAUCAUCUCCUCCUACACUGCCAACUUGGCUGCCUUUCUCACCGUGGAGAGGAUGGACUCGCCCAUCGACUCGGCGGACGACCUGGCCAAGCAGACCAAGAUCGAGUACGGCGCUGUGAGAGACGGCUCCACCAUGACUUUCUUCAAGAAAUCCAAGAUCUCCACGUACGAGAAGAUGUGGGCGUUCAUGAGCAGCCGUAAGAACACGGCGCUGGUGAAGAACAAUCGCGAGGGCAUCCAGAGGGUGCUGACCACCGACUAUGCCCUGCUCAUGGAGUCCACCAGCAUCGAGUACAUCAGCCAGAGGAACUGCAACCUCACGCAGAUCGGAGGCCUCAUAGACUCCAAGGGAUACGGAGUGGGGACCCCUAUUGGCUCUCCGUACCGGGACAAGGUAACCAUCGCCAUCCUGCAGCUGCAGGAGGAGGGCAAGCUGCACAUGAUGAAGGAGAAGUGGUGGCGUGGCAACGGUUGCCCGGAGGAGGACAGUAAGGAGGCCAGCGCUCUUGGCGUGGAGAACAUCGGCGGAAUCUUCAUCGUGCUCGCUGCGGGACUCGUGCUGUCUGUCUUUGUGGCCAUCGGCGAGUUCAUCUACAAGUCACGCAAGAACCUCGACAUCGAGGAGGUGAGUGUCGGACAAGCCAUAAUGGAGGAACUUGGUGUGGCUCUGCGGUGUCAAAAGCACCAGUUCAAGGAAAAGGCCAAGGACACGGCUGGAGACCCGAGUUUCCCCCUUUGCCACCUACGCACAGUGUUAAGGAGAAAAACUGUGACAUAGAC